AUGAAAUACUUUGUUGGAGUUAUCUUGUUCGCUUACUUUAUCGCAACACUUGCCAACUCUACGGUUAAACCGACGAAGGAAGCUCACUGCAAUGUGAAUAAUAACUACAACAGCUUUUACGCCGGACCAAACUGCAAGAAAAUCGAGCAACAACUGGAGGAAAUACGACAAGAAAUCAGGGCAUUGAGAGAAAAUAAAACUACUGGGUCCAGUAACGGAAAAGGUUUGUAACAACAACUUAAUUUGAUAUAAUUUGAUCGAAUUUGUACUGUAGAUGAGCAAACUAAGUGGAUCCUCAUCGAUACUUCACUAAAAUACCGUCAAAACCCCUCGCAAAAUGUCGCGGAAAUACCAUUCUUGUUUUAUGAGUUCUUUAUAAGUUUUAAGACAAUUUCAUCAAAAAAUUAUUGAAGGCAUUCCCGAAGAAUAUAAGGCCUAUAAAAACAAAAUAAUAAUUAUCGGAUCGUCAUUUUGUUUUCAGUUUACAAGAACUGCGCUGAAGUUUACAAGUACGGCGACAAGAUCAGUGGUGUGUAUAAAAUUAAUCCUGAUGGUUUGGGCGAAUUUGAAGUGUUCUGUGAUCAGAAAACUGCCGGUGGAGGUUGGACAGUGUUUCAGAAGAGGCGAGAUGGCUCUGUUGAUUUUUUCCGCGUUUGGGAUGAUUACAAACGCGGUUUUGGCAAUCUGAACGGUGAGUUCUGGCUCGGUUUGGACAAGAUACAUCGGCUGACUGUAAGCGGUGAUUAUAAACUUCGUGUUAACUUGGAAGACAUUCAUGGAAAAACUGCAUUUGCCGAGUACAGCUCCUUUUCUGUCACAAGCGAGAGAGCGAAAUAUCAACUGAAUUUGGGAAGUUAUUCAGGUAAGUUUAUACACUAAACUGAAAAAGAAUCAGUCGGCGAAAAAUGUUGUAAAUUGGAAAAUACAAUAACAGAAGGAAAAAAGAAAGAAAGAUAAUAAGAUUUUUUUCUUGCCCAAUUGAUCGCGAUUGGACUGUGAAAGUUGUUAGUUGAUUAAUUUUGACAACAACAGUUGACCUAUAUUUGUAAUGUCAUAUUAGAUUAUAUCGAAAAGUUUAAGGUGGCUCCCUAGAGUAAAUUGGCCGUGCGCAGCCUGAGCACUAGUAUGGCACGAGCUUUGAAAUCCGCGCGACCUCCACGCAGAAACAAAACAAACAUGGCCUCUCAGUUUCAAAGUAUUCACCCCCAAAAACUUUAUGAACUUUCUGUUGUAGGUCAAACAUUUAUGAGAAAAGACAAUGUUAAAUUACACCGGUUACAAGUCACUAUCGAUCUCCAUAAGAGUAAAUUGUAUGUAAAAACGAAGCAGAAAUUUUCCACAGAGAUCAAUUCUUUCGCUUCAAAAGCAGACAGACGUAAAAUAGUCGAAGUAAAUGGUGAAUGGAAACUUUACAAAGAAAACAAAGAAAUAAGUACACUAACCCUAAAGGAAGCAAUGUUACCCUUUCUGGCCUUUGGUUCACGGUCAGUGGAAAGAUCUGAAAGAUUGAGCCAAGUCCCGAACAACCACUGAAGAAUGUCUUCACCGGCGGCGCUCCUCGGUCACUUCAUUUCUCUUACAUUUGAUUUGAUUAAGAAAUUCUAGAAGUGGCUUCAUGAAGGCAAGAUUACAGCAAGUGUAAUAUUUGUUUUGUUUUGCCGACUCUAUCACAUUGUUUAAAAAAACUGGAAACUGGGGAUAAGAAUCGUGACGACUUUCAUUUUAUGGAAAUGAGUCCCGUGAUGAGAAUGCAGUUUAUUUCGGCGAUGACUGAAAUGACGCAUGUAAGUUUGGCAAUGACGUAAUUUUCCUCAAAUGGAGGCCCUUGCAAUUGAUUUUCGUGUAAUUAUGCACGACAUGCAGGCACAUCCCCAAGCAGGAUGAGAAAAUAUUAUAGCGGGGAAAUCCUCAGGAAUUUUGUGGCUUUUUAAGGCGUUACGUUUCUCAGAAUAUUGUCGCAAUUACAGGAAAUGUACGGUUAAAUAGUUUCACUUUGUUUUAUGUAUUUAAUUGAUAGAUUUUCGCUGUUGUUACGAUGUGAAGUCGUGUUGCACUUCAUGAAUACUUGAGAUAUGAAGUAUCCACUGUCCCGUAAUUUUUACGUGCGCACGUGCGUUUAAUUUGCGUUCGCAAAUAAAAUAAAGGCAAUGUAUGAAAGGCUGCACGUACAAUUAGGUAAGCGUAAGAGUAGAAACUCGCUUAAUUUGACGUUUAAUCUCAAUACUUUAUGUCUUACCUCUAUUUGAUUUACGUGAUUAAAAUCUAUGUGCGUUAACGUGCGAAGCCAAAAACGCAUCAGUGGAAAUCCACCCUAACGUGUCACGGAUGUGUUUUUUUUUUUACAGCAAUUUCGAGAAAGGUUGUCGGAAAAAGUGCGCGCGACAAUCCCGAAUGGUAUUGUGGGUUGUUUUGAGUUCACUGUUCUUCAAAGAAAUUUGAGAGAAUGGCAGGAGAGGCCAUGGAUAUAUGUUUGCGAGUGCUAAAGGAAAGUAACCAGCUACAGUGUCAGGAACAGUGAAUUGAUCGUAUCCAAUACUACCGCUCGGGAUUAUCGGGUGCACGUUUUUUUCGACAACCUUCCUCGAGAUAGCUGUAUACGGGUAGCUUUGAACUUGACUAACCGCACACUCUACUUGCAGCACUUCAUGUCCAUAGUUAAUAGAAAUCCCCUGUCGAGCCUUUCCGGAACGGUUUGGUCCAAGAAUUCUAUGGCUUGAAAGCGUUGAUUAUUUUGGAACAACUGAUCACCUCAGUGGUCGAAAAAACAGAAUAAUCUUAAUGAGCAAAACUUCAAGGUUUACUGGAAAAUCAGGAUCGAGAAAUCAGGGAUCAAGGAUCGGUUAAAAAGAACUUGAAAAUAAAAUAAAUAAAUAAAUCGUGGAUCAGUGAUGAUGUGGGCCGCAGACUGUAGAUAAAUUUCACAUAACAUAACCCCCUUCCCUGUACUGAACGCUAAAUUCAAGUAAACUGAUCCGAGUCUGUCUGAGUCAGUGAUUGUUUUACCUACCUACCUACCUAUUUAUCUAUCUAUCUAUCUAUCUAUCUAUCUAUCUAUCUAUCUAUCUAUCUAUCUAUCUAUCUAUCUAGCUAGCUAGCUAUCUGUCUGUCUGUCUGUCUGUCUGUCUGUCUGUCUGUCUGUCUGUCUAUCUGCCUAUCUAUCUAUCUAUCUAUCUAUCUAUCUAUCUAUCUAAAAUGCAUGCAGUGUACAACUCUAAACAUUGUACUCUGAGACUGUACGGAGAUAUUAAAAGUAGAUACUAAGCAGCUAUGGAAAAUGUCAUUACUUUCAUGCGAUAUUGAUAUCUUAUAAAACGGACAACAAAUUCAACAGGAAUACGGGCGAACUGAAUUAGCUGUGUGUUGUAUAAGGUUCUGUUCAGCAUUUUUUCCUGUGCUUUCACACCGGUUUGAGGCUGUGGCCUGUCUCUCCUUACAAUUUUUACUUUUUGAGUAUAUACAUUAUGACAUACAACAAUCGUUUUCUAUUCCAAACGAAAAAGUAGUAUAACGGCACCGGGGCCUUUGACAACGAAACUCAUCUCCAAGCAAGCGAGAAUCAACGCUACUAAGAGCGUUCUUGUUUCCACUUUAAAAUGUUAAGCAAUAUCGUUAAUAUAAAGUGGCAAAGUUUAAAGACAUUUCACGGAGGGAAAUAAGAAAUAUUAAGAAAAAGUGAUCAAAAAUGACAAAAUUACUGCCUGUUUAAGGAUGCGAUGUUGCCGUGGCAACGGCCUUAAUCCAGAAAAUGAAACUUUGUAAAGGAGCCUUUUUACAUGGGUAAACUUAGCGGUGAAUUUCGUGAACCAAAUCGCAAAGAUAAAGUAACUAGAUUUCGUUUUGUAACGUAUCCUAGAUUGCUAGGGUUAUUAAUAAAUACUCUAGGGGGCCAGCUUAAAAAGGAGUGGCCCAUGUCUUGAGAGUUCAGAAAUUAGGGUAUUUCACUGAAUUAUCAGCAAGUACAAGAUCUCCACAGGUUUCGUAACUUUACCAAAUGUGAUCUUUCAUGUUCCUUUUAAGGAGGUCUUAAGACCCUUCGGAGGACUUUUUAAUUUAAUUUUGUUUUAAAAAAAAAACAAGAAGUGUUUCUUCCAGUUUGGAUUAAUUUAACUGGACUGAGAUUGUGUAUGCAGAAGUGGAAUUGACCGGUUGAAAAACUCUGCGAAAGAAAACCGGGAAAUCUAAGACCUAUUAUUCGCUUUUCCCCCCUUUUUGUAGGAACCGCUGGUGAUGCACUUGGUUAUCAUCGUGGUAUGUCAUUUUCCACCAAGGAUCGUGAUAAUGACAAGUGGAGUAGCAACUGUGCCUUGGGUCGUAAAGGCGCCUGGUGGUACAAAAAUUGUCACCACUCCAACCUGAAUGGACAGUACCUCAACGGCAAGGACGACUGUAAAGGAAUGCGCUGGCUCAAUUGGCCGAAGGGUGGCUGCUACUCUGUCAAGAAAACUGAGAUGAAGAUACGUCCAAAAGAUUUUUGA
This is a messenger RNA of Porites lobata, 4475 nucleotides long. The record is from the annotation of a GenBank genome assembly. NCBI's taxonomy places the organism in Eukaryota, Metazoa, Cnidaria, Anthozoa, Scleractinia, Poritidae.